GAGAGGAAAACUAUUGUGGUUUGUAGCCUUAGUAACUAGUUCGAGUCAAUGCUGGUAGAUGGACGACACGGGCAGUAUAAAUGUGCAGAACGUCGUUGGGCUCCUCACUGCUAACCCGUCUGCAAUCCAAUGCCUGAAUCUACCACACCCUCACACAUGAGCCCGCACUUUGCCCUCUUCGACGAUUGUGUCGAGUCAAAUGCCACCAAUAAUGCCACUGACCCAGAAGACACCAAUAGUGCCACUGACCCAGAAGACGAGCACACACUCACUGCUUCCGGUGACCUCACCCUCAGCCCAAAAGAAAGGCUUGGCUUUGUUCUAAAUGACAUUCGCCGCCGCAAUCGUUUGCGUUUGAAGGCGAGGCGUAGGAGUGCCCAGUACAGUCCACAGGAUCCGGCUGGGAAAUUCUGGGACCCAUUGACGUUUUCACCGAUUUCGAUUCCUUUAACACCUACUGAGUAUUUCGAUAGAUAUGAACACUACUGCGUGCGACGUGCUGAAAAUUUUCAGCGUGCACAACCAGAAGCUGCCGAGGCAGAAACCCGAUCUCGUGCAGCUGAAGAGUCAACCUUUAAUCACUCGAGUGUUUCAUACGAUUACGGCCCGGAACAAUUCGUUUCUGAAGUCCCUGAACCCGGAAGUCCGAAGUGAGAUGUCGAUGAUGGAGUGUGGUUGUAUUAUAUGCUGUAUAUCCAAGACCCCUUCGAAUCCAUAAUCAUGCCC
Suillus discolor is the source of this 726-nucleotide messenger RNA. RefSeq lists its product as uncharacterized. The transcript has 3 exons. The coding region runs from base 130 to 654 and encodes 174 amino acids. NCBI's taxonomy places the organism in Eukaryota, Fungi, Basidiomycota, Agaricomycetes, Boletales, Suillaceae. The record is from RefSeq and is a predicted model, not a curated record.